GCUCUUUUGUAAGCUGAACUAAUGACUGCCGCAAGAAGAAGACACAGAGAACUGAGUAUCCUCCCAAAGGUGACGUUGGAAGCAAUGAACACCACAGUGAUGCAAGGUUUUAACAGAUCUGAGCGGUGCCCCAGAGACACUCGGAUAGUACAGCUGGUAUUCCCAGCCCUCUAUACAGUGGUUUUCUUCACUGGCAUCCUGCUGAACACUUUGGCUCUGUGGGUGUUCGUUCACAUCCCCAGCUCCUCCACCUUCAUCAUCUACCUCAAAAACACUUUGGUGGCCGACUUGAUAAUGACACUCACGCUUCCUUUCAAAAUCCUCUCUGACUCACACCUGGCACCCUGGCAGCUCAGAGCUUUUGUGUGUCGUCUCUCUUCGGUGAUAUUUUAUGAGACCAUGUAUGUGGGCAUCGUGCUGUUAGGUCUCAUAGCCUUUGACAGAUUCCUCAAGAUCAUCAGACCUUUGAGAAAUAUUUUCCUAAAAAAAACGGUUUUUGCAAAAACGGUCUCAGUCUUCAUCUGGUCCUUUUUUUUCUUCAUCUCCCUGCCAAAUAUGAUCUUGAGCAACAAGGAAGCAACACCAUCGUCUGUGAAAAAGUGUGCUUCCUUAAAGGGGCCUCUGGGGCUGAAAUGGCAUCAAAUAGUAAAUAACAUAUCCCAGUUUAUUUUCUGGACUGUUUUUGUCCUAAUGCUUGUGUUUUAUGUGGUUAUUGCAAAAAAAGUAUACGAUUCUUACAGAAAGUCCAAAAGUAAGGACAGAAAAAACAACAAAAAGCUGGAAGGCAAAGUAUUUGUUGUCGUGGCUGUCUUCUUUGUGUGUUUUGCUCCAUUUCAUUUUACCAGAGUUCCAUAUACUUAUAGUCAAACCAACAAUAAGACUGACUGUAGACUGCAAAAUCAACUAUUUAUUGCUAAAGAAACAACUCUCUUUUUGGCAGCAACUAACAUUUGUAUGGAUCCCUUAAUAUACAUAUUCUUAUGUAAAAAAUUCACAGAAAAGCUACCAUGUAUGCGAGGGAGAAAGACCAUAGCAUCAAGCCAAGAAAAUCAUAGCAGUCAGACAGACAAUAUAACCUUAGGUUGACAAUUGUACAUAAGGUUAACCUCUAUUUAUUGAUGAGACUUCAGUAGAUAAUGUAGAAAUCAAAUUUAAUGAAUAAGAAAAGAUUGGAAUAAAUGCUCUCUUACGUUAUCCUAGUGUACAGAAAACAUUACAUAAAUUUUAACUCCACAUACAUCUAUUCAUAAGCUGAAUGAACCAUUACUAAGAGAAUGCAACAGGACACAAAUGGCCACUAGAGGUCAUUAUUUC
Mandrillus leucophaeus (drill) is the source of this 1314-nucleotide messenger RNA. It is a transcript of the gene P2RY13, whose product is annotated as purinergic receptor P2Y, G-protein coupled, 13. The transcript has 2 exons. Lineage: Eukaryota; Metazoa; Chordata; Mammalia; Primates; Cercopithecidae. The record is from RefSeq and is a predicted model, not a curated record. Gene Ontology annotation, cellular component: membrane. Bases 22 to 1086 code for a protein of 354 amino acids. Gene Ontology annotation, molecular function: G protein-coupled purinergic nucleotide receptor activity. Gene Ontology annotation, biological process: G protein-coupled receptor signaling pathway; negative regulation of adenylate cyclase activity.